Panicum virgatum (switchgrass) is the source of this 909-nucleotide messenger RNA. RefSeq names its product ethylene-responsive transcription factor ERF036-like. The coding region runs from base 143 to 709 and encodes 188 amino acids. Gene Ontology annotation, biological process: regulation of DNA-templated transcription. Gene Ontology annotation, molecular function: DNA binding; DNA-binding transcription factor activity. The record is from RefSeq and is a predicted model, not a curated record. Lineage: Eukaryota; Viridiplantae; Streptophyta; Magnoliopsida; Poales; Poaceae. The transcript has a single exon.
GCUCGCCUAUAUAAGAGCUCCGAGAUCGAUUCAUUUGGGCGACGACCUCACGCGUCGCUUCCUCUCGCACCGUUGCAGCAGCUAGGCAUCGUCAUCGCAUUGUGAUGAGAUAAUAUCAUCGAGCGAGCUCGAUCGAUCAGCCAUGGAGAACCACCACCGCAGCCAGCAGCAGCCGCCGGCCGCUCCGGCGGCGCAGCCGGCCGCCGCCCCGCCGCAGUACCGGGGCGUGCGGCGGCGGAAGUGGGGCAAGUGGGUGUCGGAGAUCCGGCAGCCGGGCACCAAGGUCCGCGUCUGGCUGGGCAGCUUCGACUCCGCGGAGGCCGCGGCGGUGGCGCACGACGUGGCGGCGCUGUGCCUGCGCGGCCCGCGGGACGCGCAGCUCAACUUCCCGGGGUCCGCAGGCUGGCUUCCCCGCCCCGCCAGCGCCGACCCGGCCGACAUCCGCGCCGCCGCGGCGGAGGCGGCCGAGCGCGUGCGCCGCGAGCCGGCGCUCGUUGCCGCCGACGAGCCCCCCGCGCCGGGCAGCCUCGACCUGGCCGUGGGCGGCGGCGAGUUCGACGACGACAUGGAGUCGUCGCCCCAGCUGUGGACCGAGAUGGCCGAGGCCAUGCUGGUGGACCCGCCCAAGUGGGGCCCGGAUGGCAGCGACGGCUCCGAGGGCUCCGGCUCCCAGCAUUGGCCCCAGGGGUCCCUGUGGGACGCAUGCUAGGCUGCCACGUAGCAAUGGCCACUUCACCGAUCAAUCUUCAAAUAGUACUAUUGCCAUGCAGCAAAUAUGCGGUACUGCGUAUCAUAUAUCAUAAGAGCUUAAAUGUGUCAAAAUGUGUGUACUAGUGCAUGUGAUGUAUAUAUGUGGUAAUUCUAAUGAAUAAACAUACUCCAAAAUCGCUCCAAAAGUAGGACGCUCUA